AUGCCGCUGGCCAUCGUUUACUCAGAUAUGGCCGACUCGGUUGAUGUGCAAGGCUGCGUGUUUGGCGGCAAUAAGUUUUUCAUUGUGCAGCGCGUGCCGCAACGCUCACACUACAUCUCGCUGGUCGAGAGCAAUGGCGGCCGAGUGGUCAAACUCGAGGCCCAGGCUGACUACCUGAUCGCCGAUCACAUGCGACACGAUGCGCCCGCUGGUUCUCUAAGCUACAAGUUCCUCGAAGAAGCCAUCAAGCAAGGGCAAAUACCCGAAGACGACUCUCCCUUUCUCGCUGGCCGCCGUAAAUCCGCAAACCCCGUCACCACCGCUGCCGGCCCUUCCAAGAAGUCGACAAGAACUCCAUUCACCGACGACGAUGACAAGCUGCUGUACAAGUGGGUCAACAAGGCCGAUCAGGAAGGUCUCGCUAUACAGGGCAACACCCUCUAUAAAGUCCUCGCCGAGCACAACCCAAGACACACUUAUCAUUCAUGGCGUGAUCGUUACGUCAAGGUUCUUUCCACAAGACCUCCGACGGGAUGGAAGACUUACCCCGACGAGAAUCUACCCACUAUUGACACGCCCAUCGCCGACCUACCCUCAACCGCUCUUCCUCGCUCUACCGCUGUCAGAAGAUCAGUGACCAGGUCGCCCUCCAAGCCCCGCGUAUACAUACCCUUCACCCAAGAAGAUGACGAAGUGUUGGAAGCUUUCGUAGCCAUGCAGGCAAGAAAGGGUGCUUCACUCAGUGGCAAUGCUAUAUACAAAGAGCUGGAAGCGAGAAACCCACGUCAUUCCUAUCACUCUUGGAGAGACCGCUGGAUCAGGCAUCUAUCGCUUCGAGAGCCUCUGGAUGAGGAAGAGGACGAUGGCCCGUUCGAAGACAAUGCCAUUCCCGACGGGGAAAAUCAUAUCUCUGCUCGCCUAGACCCUUCGCCAGAAUCACCGAUCAGCAAGCCGCCCUUGAAGCGUUCAAGCUUCAGAAUUCCUCCAGGAGCCUCGGCAUCUGUAGAGAAUUCGAAGAAUACUACUCCUCGAUCGGGAGUCACCCGUCCGAUUGUGGCUCUGAAAGAAAAAGCAUCGAAAAGCACACCUCAAGCCUCUAUACGAGACCGUGCUGCAAGUCAAAAAGAGCCUGUUGCAGAUCCUGAGCCUCUCACAACCGCUUCUCGACCCACUAUCUCUUACCCGACUACCUCGCGCCCAGCUGCGACAUCUAAGAACCAGGCCAACACUCCGAUGGCUAGAACCCGAAAUGUGAGCUCGCCUGUCAUGUCGCAACAAACUUCAGCCCAGCCCCAUUCACUCCACACCCAACCAUCAACACAAGUCGAGGCUCAAGGCUCUCGUGAGAUUCUCCGUCACAGAGCUGUACAAGCAGAUCUCGAACCUCAGUUCCAUGACGACUCGACUUUCACACAAGAAGAUUAUGAUAAUCUCCUGGACGCCGCCCUCGACAUACAAAAUGUUCGAGUCGGGCGCUACCAGGAAUCAUGGAUCUCUUGGGCCGAUUUCAAGAAAAGUCACACUGCUGUUGAGUGGAGAUCGUUCUAUGAACGACGUGUGUUGCCAGUUGUGUUACAAGAAGAGGAUGAUUUUGAACUCCUUGAAACUCAUGGUGGUGGAGCUUGGGCCGAGUUCUGGAGAAACCAAGGUCAACCUGUCACGACCUUGCCACAUCUUAAACAAGACGGCGUUCCUGAAAGACAACCAGCUCCUGCAAGAUCUGCUGAGGCUGCAGAGGAGUCGACACCUCGCGUCUCGAGAACAGAAUCCGCAAAACAAAACGAAGAGGUGGAUGAUGUGGCAGACCCUUUCAUCAAAGUGGAGAGAACCACGGCAACGGUAUCUGCCAAACGGAAACAACAGGCUCGCGAAAGUUCUGUGAAAGAAGAACCCGCGCCCAAACGUCGACGCACGGCAACACCGCCUACCGCGCCGCACAAAAGCCCCACUCCUGUCCAGACUGUCCCGAGGCCCAAUGCUGAUGAUGUGGUCAGCAUUUCCAGCAAAGUUGCGCCUCCAUUAAGUCACCACUCUGACGAAGAGGAAGAAGUCCCUGAGGAUCAAGCCGCUGAACAAUUGCGACGUGAGAUGGUAGAGAAUAGGGAUAUUCGCCAUCAGCUGACUAGAGCAAAUCUUGCACGUAUCCAAGCAGAAACGGGCUUGGCCGAGAAGAAAGCAGUGGAUAUAGAGCAAGAUAAUGAGAACGACGACCAACCCGGAUUUGCAGACUACCUUGCAAGCAUGUUGCCGCAAGGCAUGAAAGACAAGAUUCUACAAACCAGUGAGACACACGAUCAUCAACUAAAUCAAGAUGAUGAGAUUGACGAGGACGACGAAGAUACUGUCAUGCACAACAACCAACAAGACCAGCGCGAAUACGACCCCGCCCUCCUAGAAAUCGACCCAAACCUCGAUAACCCCUCUUACAACUCCUCCGCCGAAUACCGUGCCAACAACCCAAGUAUUCACCUCGACGCCCCGCAGACCCAGCCUUGGGAAGUCUCCUCCGCGCUCUCUGCAUCACAGCAAAGAAACCAACGUCUUUCCACCCAAGCAAUCUACGAAGCCGAAACCCAAUCCUUCGAUGCUGAAAUCCCACUCCCACCUUUGGACCUUGGAGUACAGACUCAACACUAUGCUGUUGCAAACACAGACUCUCAAAUUCUGUCUGCUGGCGAAAUGUGGCCUUGGAUCGAUGCACAAAUAUCUGCUGGAUAUACUGAAGAUGCUGUCAUUGCUGCUCUGCGCAAAACGUCUUUCAAUCCCAAGUUAGCUGUGAUGGUGCUUGAGGCCGGAGAAGAAGAGGCAGAUGUAGCGGGUGUAUGGACAGAGGAGGAAGAUAUAAUCGUAGAGGGCAGUGAUGCCAGAGCAAUCAGGAGAUUGGAAGUGAAACACGGAAAAGGCAGUGCAAUGGCCAGACUAAAGUUCCUCAGUGACUGGAGGAGGGACAAGGAGAUUGCGGAGAUGGGUGAAGAGGAGGCAGACUGA
Molecule: messenger RNA, 2988 nt
Organism: Aureobasidium vineae
Lineage: Eukaryota; Fungi; Ascomycota; Dothideomycetes; Dothideales; Saccotheciaceae
Source: the annotation of a GenBank genome assembly